AUGUUUGUUCAUUAUCACGUUUCGACUCAACAAGCUUGCACCUUCCAUGGUGACAUUUCCUUAGACACACUUGGAUCCAAAAAUGAUGACACGGUGGAUAAUGUGUUAAGGGAAUUAGAAAAUAAAUUAGGUGAAGGACCACUUUCAAGAAGGGAGGAAUAUGUUUUGCCAUCGGGUCCGCAUUCAGUUUUCCUAUUUUGUAAUGUUGACGAGCCAAAUUUUGAUAAGAUUUUAAAAGUUUGUUCAUUUGACGAUGACGAAAGGUUUAAGGAUGCUAAUACGUAUGCGUAUAUGAUGGAAGAUAAGGGUAAUAAUUGGAAGAUUUUCAGGUUUUCGCUUUUGAGGAGUGUGGAUCUUUUAAAUCAAUCGCGUCUUUUAUUUGUUCUAGUUGGGAGGGAAGUUACAGUUGUUAUUAGUCUUUUAGAUUCUGAAACAAUCCAGGGGAAGCUUGUUACUCGGAUGGAGCACGAGAAGACUAUUUCCAGUCUUUACUCUUGGAUUGUUGAUGAGAAUACCAAGAAUCUUAUGUAUUUGAGAGAUGAAAUGCGCGAGCUUUAUGCUACGGCCAGGGUCGGUAUGCCGCAGGAAGAGACAAUAAAGAAACUUAUAGAGACGCUUAGGUUUCUAUUUUUCUUUUCAGAGCAAUAUUUUAGUAUGUUGAAAGCCAUUACGGAAAUGUUUGGUGGUGAUCAUGAAAUUCAAGUAAAAUUGGCAGCUCAAGUUCGUAAUGCUGGUUUCUUCCAUCACGAAUGCAACGAGAAAUUGAAAACCACGUUGCGAGAGUUAGGGGUUUCCGAAGAAGAAAUUACAUCUAUCCAUGCACGUAUGAUAGGCUCUGAAAGUAAUUAG
Molecule: messenger RNA, 849 nt
Organism: Naumovozyma castellii
Lineage: Eukaryota; Fungi; Ascomycota; Saccharomycetes; Saccharomycetales; Saccharomycetaceae
Exons: 1
Coding region: 1-849 (282 amino acids)
Source: RefSeq, a predicted model, not a curated record